Fusarium redolens is the source of this 1170-nucleotide messenger RNA. RefSeq lists its product as uncharacterized. The record is from RefSeq and is a predicted model, not a curated record. The transcript is spliced from 2 exons. NCBI's taxonomy places the organism in Eukaryota, Fungi, Ascomycota, Sordariomycetes, Hypocreales, Nectriaceae. The annotation marks the transcript as partial.
ACUCUGAGUGUGAUUGGCAUAGAUGCAAUACAAAAGUCUUGGACGUCGAAGGAGGCGACUUUAAAUACUCUGAUAUUGGCCACGCCAUUUGGCUCUGUCGCGAUCGUAAGUCACUUUCCCCAGGCCGAGUCCCAAGCCCAGAUGCUGAUAUUCCUAGACUCCUGUAAGGCGAAAGAUAAAGACAAACAAUGCUAUGAGCAGCGCGACAAGAACUCGCAAUAUUGCACAGAACACUCCAAAGAGUUUCAGUGCAAUUUCCCGAAAUGCGAUUCCGACCGGGAUGAUUUUUCACGUUACUGUGAGCAACACCAUUGUGAAGUGGCUGACUGCCACCAUCGAACAUUCAUCUUACCUCGAGAUAUGGUGGGUCGAGAUGGACGGCGGUGCAUUCGACAUCAACGUUGUAUUGCCCCCGGAGAUUGCAAAAGUUACUCUCUUUUGGAUACCGAGGGAACCCCAACGAAGCUCUGUGCGAACCAUGGCAAAUGCCAAUUUUUACAUGGCUGCGACGCAAUUGUCCGAGACUCGAGAUUCUGUACUGAGCAUCAGUGUGAUCAACUGAACUGCCUGCAGCCGCGGGAUGUUCAUAACAACGUGACUAUGAGAUGGUGUUAUAUGCAUCGAUGCUCUGCCCCAGGAUGCCCCCACUGUGCUGAAGGUCACGGCCACGCCCACUCCCCGAAAUGCUUCCGACAUACUUGUCAGAGAGGAGACUGUUCAGAAAUUGUCAAAGACAGCAAUCCCAACUCUCAUUUCUGCCAGACUCAUGCCUGUGCCGAUCCUGCAUGUCCCAGUGAGUCAACAAUACCUGGCGGGUAUUGCGUGACCCAUGCAUGCACCAUACAAGGCUGUCGUGCGCCCCGAGAAACAGGCACUCCAUUCUUCGCCUCCUUCUGUAGACUCCAUGGGGAUGAGAGACAAGCGGAACAAGAGAUACACUAUGUGUACACCGCUGCUCCUUCUCGAGCAACAUCUCGCUCGGGUAGCAGGGCCGAUAGCUAUGUCGACCAUCGGCGAAUGCCGAGGAGAUAUGUUGACCAGGAAUACCAUUACCCAACAUAUCGGGAUCCGGUCCAGUCUGCAGAGGCUUAUCGUCGAUAUGUUGGCAUGGACAGAGAGUACAUGGCAAGGCCAAGAGUAAAUUGGGCGGACUAUGAACCGUACCCUUAA